GGAUAUCUAGAUAUGAUCUCAUCUUCAAGUACAGUAACAUACAUCGUUGUCUAAAGAGUAAAAAGAUUGGUUAAAUAUAGGGCCCACUUAAAUAUUGGGCUUUUACAUUAUCGGGCUUAUAUUAAGCAAUUAAGGCCCAUUAACCAAACGCCUAUUCGAAUAAUCCUCACAGGUUCCCGCCUCAAAAACCCUAAUUCACCCCUACUCCGACCGAAGCUCUUCUUCUCCGACCAAACGAAGAUUUUUCCGACAGAUGCCAAUGACUGGAGAUAGCUGCAGCUUAGUGUCCAAGGAAACGCGUCUCCCUUUGUGUGAUAUGACUAUUGUUCCAAGCAAGAGAGGACUAUCUUCGAUUCUGAGUGAUUUUCUUUUGAAAUCUGGAGACGAUUCCGGUAAGACAUUUGCUCGUGAAGGCUCUGGUGUGAAGUUUUCCAAGAGGUUGUGUUUAGUCGUGGACGACUUGGUCAAGGAGAGUACUAGGAGUACUGAUACAAACGAUGGCUCACUUGUUGUUGAUGCUGAUUCUGAGAAUUUAAAGGAGUCUCAGGGUGAAACCAAUGCAGUUGAUGGUAUUAGAGUUGGUGAUGAUGCUGUGGUGGAACUUAGUCAGAGAGAGUGUGACAACAAGGGCUCGAACGUUGCUGACUUUGCUAGUCAAACCGAUGCUGUUACUGGUGAAGACUUGAAGGAGACUUUGUACGGUAGCAGCAAUAGAGAAAGUGAUGAUAGGUUGGCGAUGGUGGCUACUGAAGGAACGGGCGUGUUGCCUGUUGACAGUGUGGGGAUUGUAAACCACGAUAUGGAAGCUGAUGAUGAGCUUAGAUCUUGCUCUUGUUCUUUUUGCCUCAAAGCUGCAUAUAUCUGGUCUGAUCUUAACUACCAGGACAUCAAAGGUCGAUUGUCUGUGCUGAAGAAGAGCCAGAAAGAAACUAGUAGCUUGAUCCAAAGGAAUAGUAAAGAAGAGCCAACAGAUGUAGAAUUUGAUGUCAUGGGUCAAUGGACAUCUCUCUUUCUUAACAUGAAUGACAUCUUGGCUCGUGAAGGCAGCCGCCUUCAGGAUAGCUUUGUAGCCAUGAAAGAGCUUAGAGAAAAUUGCAAGAUUGAUCUGGAAAGAGCUACAAAACCACCUCAACACAACAACUCUUAGGUACUGGUGGUUUAAAAUGUUGUAAGGCUCUCUAACCUUCUUUAUAUUUGAAGGAACUCAUGUACGUAUUAUAACUUAUGGUGUCAUUCCUAGCAAGUUGUCUCUGUUCUUUAGGAGUUGUUAGCAUAUUGGUCUCUGUGUAUGUCUCUUGAGCAUGUCUCUGUUUAAUUUCUCAUCCUUUUAUUACUUCAAUUGUUCCUUGAUAAACCUUUUUAAUCAGGCGGUUCAAGUGGCAAUUAACUAGUA
Molecule: messenger RNA, 1393 nt
Organism: Brassica rapa (field mustard)
Lineage: Eukaryota; Viridiplantae; Streptophyta; Magnoliopsida; Brassicales; Brassicaceae
Source: RefSeq, a predicted model, not a curated record